Messenger RNA from Osmerus eperlanus (European smelt), 7179 nucleotides. RefSeq names its product family with sequence similarity 78 member Ab (gene fam78ab). The record is from RefSeq and is a predicted model, not a curated record. Lineage: Eukaryota; Metazoa; Chordata; Actinopteri; Osmeriformes; Osmeridae. The transcript has 2 exons. The coding region runs from base 1723 to 2571 and encodes 282 amino acids.
UUAUUUUCUGUCUUCUGUCAACGCAUUGGUAAAAACAAAAAACAAACCUAAAGCCAGAACAUAUUAUGAGUAGCCUAGUCUAUAGAAGUAGGCUAUUCAACAAACAAUAAUUUUAAUAUAACCUAGAUGUAUGGAUGUCCAUUAUGAGCAAGCUAUUUAGUUUUUAGAUCAAAACUUAGCCUCUAGGCCUAGUACAUACCGCUUAACACCAUUACAAUUACGAUUUAAGCUUGGCUAACUGUCCACACCACUUUUUUGGCAAUUAUUUAUUCAGCCUAAGCAUAGUACCGAAUUCAUAGCCCUGUACCAGAAUUCCAACGUUUCACUAACAAAACAAAAUCACUACAUUUCCCAGCAUGCAAGCAAACGAAAGGGGAAGUGUCGUUACAGAGGUACUUAAAUAAAGGGGCAGAUGCUCAAGCCGUUAAAAUAGACCAGUGCGGGAGGGUGAACCUGCAGCGGCCUCGAUGGGACGAGCGCACAGAAACGACUGUCUUUCCUGGAAUUGUGACUAAAAUAUAUCCUGUAGCCUACUGCUGGAAUCGAAGAGUAUUCGUGUCGGAUUAUAGGCAAUUCAAACGAAGUUUUGAUUAUUUCUUACAAGAAAAGGACAAUAUCCAGAUGGAGGAAGCAAAGUUGACCUGGUUACCUUUGGAUGUCACGCUGUUCUUUCUGAACCUCGAUGAACUAAACCUAUGUUCAAAUGAUACCUCUUCAAGACCUUGACAUUCUCUCACAGCAAUACAAGGGAAGGAACCGACGUAAAAGAUAACGGUAUACCAUUCGGACCACGCGAGCAGGCGCGCAAGACAGACCAAGGAACUACCCAAGAAACAAUUUAUUCAGAUUUAAAACAUCUAAAAGUAUUUAAGGCCAGUUUUCUUUAAAUUGUAAUGCUUUAAUCCACGCUACACCGUUUCAUCAUACAUUGGGGGAGUCUAGAACGUCUUUACGUUGACUUAUGAGCUGGGCAGUAAUAGGAUAUUCUUCCCAUUAAACGCCACCCUGAAUUAUUUAAUUUGUUUCAGCCAGGUUUGGCAAGUUUAUAGCCAAUUAAGGCUAAUUGAACUUUAAUUCUCAAGAAUGUAUUCUAUUUAUAAAUAAUUAUACGGUCAAUGAAUUAAAGUCUAAUUUGCAUUUGAUGCAAAUAGUUUCUUCCUGCAUAAUUAAGACAUUACUUAACGCAGGUUCCUGACUAGUCUCCCCUAUUCACACAAAAAACAUAAUCUUGAAAAAGAAAUGUUAGUUAGCCUACUGCAACCGAGAAACAUUUGAUUUCACGCACAACAGGAAACGCAAGUUUAACCACACUAAACAUGGAGAAGCACAUCUAUAGGCGCUAAGAUAGUCCAAUAUGACGUCGAAGUGUUACGUUAGCAGUUUUUGUAAAUUAUGUUUAGGUCACAAUUGUGUUUUGUCACAAAGUGAGAGCGAGCCAUAAGGUGAAUCUCCAGUGGUCUGUUGUCUUUUUGCACUGCCCAACCCUCAAGACAAGGAACACAAAGUUGCAUCUUCACUUUUAGGGGAAGUGUUUUGCUUGUCCAUCAAAAGAAGAAAGCAUGCGUCUGUGAAUUUUGCCACAUUAUUGAGUUGCAAGAUGAAUAGCUUUAAACAAUGAAAUCUUCCGCAAACAAAUAGCCUACGUAGGACUUUUUCAUUUUCGGUGGCUUUUUUGACUAUUUGAAAUGUGGAUGCAAUUGUGGUGAAUUUGCUACUGUUUCCAUGCGUCUUUCUUCUCCAGACCUCUGGACGUUGUUGUGGAUUGUGUUGAUAUUUAAUGAAAUGGGCUGUAUCCACAGUAUUAGGUGUAAGCCAAAGAGUUUCCGUGAAAGUAUCAUAGUUCUGGAGGUGAACUCCUCCAUUGACUCCAACCCUACCAGCAUCGACGAGUCAUCCAGCGUGGUUCUGCGCUAUAGGACACCGCACUUCCGAGCCUCUGCUCGAGUUCUGGUGCCACCUGUAGCCGGGAAAGAGACGUGGACCGUUGGCUGGAUUCAAGCAUGCAAUCACAUGGAGUUCUACAACAAAUAUGGAACCAAAGGGAUGUCCAGUUGGGAGCUGCCUGACCUGCGUGAUGGCAAGAUUCAGGCCAUCAGUGACUCGGACGGUGUCAACUACCCUUGGUAUGGCAACACCACUGAGACCUGCACCGUGGUGGGUCCUACCAAGAAGGAUACCAGGUUCACCGUCAGCAUGAAUGACAAUUUCUACCCCAGUGUGACAUGGGGCGUGCCAGUGUCAGACAGCAACAUACCCCAGCUCAGCAGCAUUCGCCGUGACCAAAGCUUUUCUACCUGGCUUGUGGCCAUCAACCAGGCUACGGCCGAGACUCUGGUGCUGCAGACCAUCCGCUGGAGGAUGCAGCUUCAUAUCGAGGUGGACCCAGACAGGCCCCUGGGCCAGAGGGCCACCCUAAAGGAACCUGUGGCCCAGGAGCAGCCCCAUGUCCUGGUCAAGAAUGAGUCCAUCCCCCCCAACGCCAUGGUCAAACCUAACGCCAACGACGCUCAGGUGCUAAUGUGGCGGCCAAAGAGCGGUGAUCCCAUUGUGGUGAUCCCGCCAAAGUACUGACUAGAAUGGCAGCUGAAAUGAAUAAGUGAUGGAUAUUGACAGUAUCUACGGGAAGCAUUGAUAAGAUCAGCCUUGCUUUCGUCGUUAGUUUACUUUUAUCUCUCUCAUCCUUCUGCUCUUUGCCUCUAUAUGCCUUCCCGUUACGUUCCCCUCGUCUUUUACUUAAUAAUUGAGAGAAACAAGGAGGGAGAGAAAAAGUGAAACAAGGACAAAAAAGAGGACAUUUGUUGCCUAUAUGUAGAGCUGGAACAUACUUAUAAAAACUUGAGUGAACAAACUGCAACCAUUCUACCUUUGAAACUGGGUCGGGCUUCACUGUGCUAAAUUAAUCAUUGCUAAAACAACAAAAGACAGAAACUCUUUUAGGGUUUAUUUUGGGAGUCAGAAGUUAGGGGCCGGGGUGGGCUGGGGAGUGUGUGUGGGUUGAAAAAGAUUGUCCAUGGUUAUGUACAUGUUCCAUACAUGUACAUGUUCCAUACAUGUAUAAAUAUAUGCACUUUGUGUUUUUUGCAUUGACCUGUUAUAUUUUUAUGUAAUGGUUGGGAUUUAUUCUUGUUUGUGAAUAAGCCGAAAAGGCAUUGAGGAGACAAAUGUAGUUGGUACUACUUUUUAAACAUGAAAGACAUUCAAUCCAUGCUGCCUUAAGUUUACAUCGUUUUCCAUGGCAAACUUUUAGCCUUAAACCACGUUCAAUGCAGUAUUUGCUCAUUGUCCCCUUAUCUUCCAAAUAGUUGGUGCUGGUGUGUGUGGGGUUUGGAAUUAUGGCACAGAACCAGAGGCCAAAGGAACCCAAAUGGUUCAUCCGCAUUUUGUAAACCAACCUUCCCUAUCGCAAAUGUUCCUUCAAAAAGAUAACAUUUUGGUCACAUCAGGUCAAUUAUCAAUAUAAUACAUAGAUAAUGCUUGAUCAAAUAUUUUGUGAUAUCAACAUCAACAUUUGUGCUACAAUAUCCUCUAUACCCCUGCUGACUACCUACUUACAUUCAUUGUUAUAGAGAUUGUCCACAAUCUCAAUUUAAGAGAACCCCACACUCCCUUUCAUUGGCCCUUGUCACUAUAAGUGUCUUUCACACACUUCUUCUUCCCUACCUCCCUCCAUCUCUCCUCUCUGCAACUGUCAGAACAGAGUGCCCACAAGCAGAUAGGCAAUACUAUUAUCAAUAAGCAAUCAAAAUGUGCAGCAGAUAGGGGAAAUAGAAACAUGAUGAAGGUGGUGAUUAUAGAGGGCUGAUCAGAAAAAACUCCUGUGAUAAAAUUUGGAGAUAAAUCAUCAGAAUUUUACUGCACUUGUGUGUGUGUACAUGAGAAGCCACUUAUGACAGGAAUGUGGAAAGAGGUUGGUGCAUAGUGUGAAUAUGACUGUGUCCACACUUCAGUCAUCUUUACUUUCUCUGUUUCCACAUCUCCAAAUGGCCUUUUGUCCUUUCUCACUUACCGUAUCUGUUCAAUGCUCUCUCAUUCCACCUUCUUUUCAAUUUCCUUUUCCUUGCUUCCAUCAUUCUCUUCUCUAUACUCUCUUAACAACCCCCUCUCUUUUCCUUUAUCCUCCAUUUUUUUCAUAGUGCAGGAGGAAGGGCAGAGCAGUAAGCAUGCUUGAUUGGCAUAUAGAUGACCCACUUCUUUAGGUUGGCUCCCUGCAGAAAUGUUGUACUCCCUUCCCCCCAUCCAUUCAUUUGUCAUGGGCUAAAACACACACACCAAAUACAGUUGUGAUGCAAAACACCUUCAUAACCAAUGCAAUAAUGCCCGGUCGACUUGUUUGUUAAUCCAUGGGCAGAGUUUUUGCCUGAGCUGAAAUCUCUGACACAUGUAGGGGGAGGGGAGAGGGGGUAGAAAGUGUGUGCGUGUGUGUGUGUAUGUGUGAGUGGUGAAGGGGGUUUGAAAAUAGCAUCAGGGCUUUUUUAUCUUCUUACAACAUCAUCCUCCUUAUCAGUAGAAGCAUUGGAAGCUAAAUCUGGAACUUGCAAUUUUGGGGGGGGUGUGGCUAAAGCUACCAUUAUGAAGCAGAUUAGAUUGCUAUGUCAGCUGCAAACCAGUUUGUGAUAUUGUUUGAUAGGGUCUGGUAGUUGCUGAGAUUCAGGAUGCUGUGCCCAAAAAUUGCUCCUUGCAAAACAAAUAUACCAAUGUGGUCAACAAGGUUUAGUUAGCUGUAAUAUGUGGUUAUUUCAGAGUGAAGAGUCCAUUAGUAAAAUUCCGGGUGGAAGGUGGGGUGAUAUGUGACUGACAAGAGCUUGAUGGUGGUUGCAAAUCAUCACCAAAGCAUGAGUACAUUUCAUACCAUAACCUGAUGGCUUGGACAUGUCUUGGCUUGAUGUCACAGUCUGUAGCCAAUGGCGUGGCCUGAGGUAACUGACAAUUUGCUUGGUAGCAUGGUAUUGGUUGAACAUUUUGACAACAAGUGUGCCAUUUUAGUUUUGGAUCAGAGGCCUUGACAUUCUGAUCAUGUGAGAGCGCCUGACUAAAUCCCUCAGCUUGUCCCUGCCAAAACAGAUUAUGUAUUCCAUGUUAUAUUAUGUGUGUGUACCAUGUAAUAACCCUUGACAUGUGGAGUUGCCCUGACUGACGCUGUAUGAGUAUGUGUGAACAAUCUAAUUUUAUGACAUGAGCAAGGGGAUUUUAUUUAUCAGGUGCUGUAGUUUAACUACUCUUCUCUCUUAUGCUGACAUGUUUAGACACAUGUGCAUAGUUGUGUGGUCUUGCACAAACACAUGCAUGUCACAAGACAGUAAACAGAGGGCCCAAGGAGAAGCUUAGCUUACCAUAGUAUCUGAUGGUCACAGAAACAUCCUGACAGCGAGUGUGAAUGUUGUUUUGCAACACAGACACACUGUCAUAAAGAGAGCUGUUAAAGUGUGUCAGAUGUUGAUUAUUAUGUAAUUCACAAGUGCGUGCCCUAUUAUGAUCAUGUUCUAAUCGAGAAUGCCUUGGAAGGGUCCUCAUUGGCCCUGGUAAACUUUUUGGCACAAAUCACAUAGUUAUACUUUACGUAAGAUCACAUUGUCAUGGGCAUUAUUACAUAUAGUUUAAUAUAUGUAGCCCUUACACGCUUACAGUGUCACAAACAUACUAUGUCAGAGAACCAAGUAAGCACUCUAUUUUUUUGAGUACAAUUAACCAAACCUUCCCAAACCCACAAUGCAUAGUUCUGUUUCUAUGUUUCUAUGGAUCUCUAUGUAGACAUCCUCUAAAAUAGCCUAAGGGAACCCAAUACACCAGCACUCAAGGUCACCCUUUUGGUUAGAUGAACAACAGACCAAGGCUAACUCUCAGGACUGUCCACCAUUGUUCUAUAGCCUUUGUUAUGGGUUGUAUUCCUUGUGGACUAAAGAUUAGAUUUGAUACUUCAUCUGUCAAUCCAUUUGGCUGUCAUCUCGUAGUUUUCAGUAUAUUAGUCAUGUUGUGAGCAGAAGACAGGACGAAAUAGAAUACCGGUAGUUUUGCGUUGACAUUGAUACUUGAAAAGAUUUAACAGUAUUGGUUAAUUAAAAACUGUGAAAAUAUAUGUAAAAAUACAGAUAAACCUUGCAACCUCCACAUCAUUUUAUCACUUAUGCACAUCAUAAAUGCAAUUUCGCAUUAUUUAUAGAAAUUGGCAAUACAUUUCAUGCAAAUGCUUAUGUAGCCUACAAUUGUCUGCUGUUUCUUGUUAUCAAUUUAUUAUGUCAUGUUAAUCAAAAUGUAUUAUGUUGGUUCUAUGUUAAAUUACCUUACCCCCACAAACAUCUGGACAUUUAGUUCACUGUAUAGUCAUUACAUGCACAAUGGUUGAGCCAGUUGUCAUAAUUGACAACCGAUUGACAAUAAGACAACCAAUUGACCAAUUGACAAUAAGACACAACCCACCGAGGAGCAGUAAAAAAUCAAAUUUUAAAAGUAUCCACUUUCAAUAUUGUCUUUCUUUUAGUUACCGAGUCAGCAUUUCAUCCAUAAAGACAACCCCGUUAGAUCAGUUCUUCAAGUGCUUAGUGUAGCUCAGCUACACAAUGUGUAGCCUAUAGUGCUGCUCAAUGCUAUGUAUAGUGCCAGCUCUGAAAGAGACAAAUUACAUUAUUUAGUCAUUUCAUGCACAAUGGUUGAGCCAGCUGUCAUAAUUGUAGGCCUAAUUCACCAUACAGUGCAUACAAUUCUGUUUAAGGGGUGUUUGCAAUGUUUACAUGAACAUUUGUAUUUUUUCCUAUGUGCUAUGCAGUGCUGUAAAAUAGUCUUGUAUUUUCUGCAUCGCAUUGACAUAAGACACCUACAACCAACCGAGGAGGCUAAAUUCGUAAGAACAUUAUUCUUGUUUUAAUACCCGUUUGCAUAUCCAUGCCUCAAUAAAACAACUAAGGAGCAGGCCCAAAUCAACAAGUUACAGACCCCAUGCGGUAUACAACCAGUGAUUAAGAUGUUGUUUAGUUGAUUCGGUGGCACAUAGAGAUUCCUGAAAUUAUAGUGCAGUGCCCAACCCAGUGAUGCAGAUGGUGAUUAUAAUGUUGGUGAGUUGAUUUGGUGUUAGCUUAAUUGGAGAUUGCAAUGUGCAGGCUGAAUAUAUUAAUCAGUAAACGCAUUAAUUCAUAUAAAUAAAUUCACUGAUCUAUACUGAAAUAAAAUAUCCACUUUACAUUUACA